AAAGUUCAUUAGUGGCCAUUCCUGCGACAAUUAAGGCUUUCAAUUUAAUGGCACACUAAUGGUAGGCAAAUCGUUCAAUUAAGUCUCACUGAGUUCUGGCUAUGAAAUAGGCUCGGUAAAUGAAAUUCCCUGUUUAAUUGUAAUGGAAAUGUUGUCAAUGAUAGUGCGUAUUAUUAUUUCCGCCGGGCUGUUGCCACUUUGCUGUGUGGAAGCUGAAAUACUGACCACUGACAUGCAGUUAUCGCAUAUGUCCAGCGCAAUUCUGCAUUACCACGCGAAUUUUUUCAGCAAACGUGCCAAAGGGUUUUCACUCUCAAUGCUUACAAGAGAUGACGAUGCUGUUGAUUAUUUCACCGACUUGUUGACGUCGGUAUUACCGAACGCACAGGAAGUGAAGGUGGAGAUUAAUGUGGCUGAGGGUAUGCCGAAACCGAAGAAAUACGAUUUGUACAACAUGCUAAUGAUCGACUCGUAUGAAGCGCUGGUUGACAUGGAUCCAGGGUUUCAUGCCCAGCAAAACGAUUUCAGCGAGUUCUAUUUGAUCGCUAUGCCUCCUGUUACGAAUCAUUUGCUCUUGAUGUCAGAAUUAAAAGCGAUUUUCGAUUAUUGCUGGCGUCACUAUAUUUUAAAUGUAGAUGUACUCGUGGAAGUUAACGGUACCGGUGUAGAGCUUUAUACCUACUUUCCGUUUUCGCCUCAGCGGUGCAAAAGCACCGUACCGAUUCAAUUAAAUCGUGGCAAAUCCAUCACAGAGCUAAGUGCUACAGCCCUAUUCCCCGACAAGGUAAGAAACUUUCACGGUUGCACCAUAACGGCAGUGCUGUGGGAUGUGCCGCCUUAUAUAUCGCUGCCUAAGCGGGAGCAGGGUGAGCUACAGUUUGGCGGUUUGGAAGGAGAACUUCUGAACCUUUUGAUUGCUGAGUUAAAUAUUGAUUUGAAUUAUACGACACCGCCUCGUAACGAGAAACGCGGUUUGAUCUUACCCAACGGAAAGUUGACUGGGGCGAUUAAAAUGUUGGCUGAAAAAUCGGGCGAUCUCAGUUUGGGUUGCUUUCGCCGUACACAGGAGAGGGCAACCGUGCUCACCUCAUCGAUUAGCUUUUAUCAGACCACACAGGUGUUCGCUGUGUUGGAGAGACAAGAACCUUGGUCCACAUACGAAAUCUUAACGUAUCCCUUCAAUAUACAUGUCUGGAGUUCGCUACUCUUCUUCUAUCUGGUGCCAAUAUUUAUAGCGUUUAUAUUGCAUCGCUUAAGCGUACGCCUCUUACAUUUCAUCUUUGGAAUUCUGCAUGUCAGAGAAAUGUUCUUCAUGUGGACGGGCAUACUCUUAUCUCAAAUAGCAAUACCCGAACCUUCGGCGAAUUUCGCACGCUACAUAUUUGUCAUGUGGCUGUUAUUAACCUUUGUUUUGCGCUCCUCCUACCAAGCGCUGCUCUACGACUUCUUCAGCACACAAAAAGUGAUCGCGGCACCUGCGACUUUGGACCAAUUGAUUCAACGUGAAUACAAAUUGGUUGUGACAGAAUCCACCGCCGAUUCGAUGUCUGGGAUAAAGGCUCUGCGAAAUCGAGAGAUUGAAGUACUGGCGUUGAAUAUGACCGACAUUGGAAUAUAUAUUGAACUGGAGGGUAAUCCAGAGAAAAACUUUGUAGCAUCCACUCCAAGUGACUUCCUCAAAUAUUAUAUGAUCAGUGAACAGAAAUAUAGCAAAUUCACUAUUUUGAAGGAGGAUGUCUUCCUACAUCAUAUUUCCGUAUACUUUACGAAGCACUCCUACUUGAAGCUGCCGGUCAAUAGAAUUCUACGGAAUCUACGUGCUGGCGGCAUAAUCGAGCACUGGUCGCUUGUUAGGGAACUACAUGCGAAUAAAAAUGGGUUGGACAAGCAAGCUUUGACGCUAACGCAGCUCUACGGAAUCUUUGUGAUCCAAUGUUUGAUGUGGGUUGCUGCAUUGCUGGUAUUCUUGGUCGAGUAUGUGCGGGGUUAUGCCUAGUAGAUAAAAUGGAAAACCUUUUAAAGGUUGUAUGAGUAUAUGUAAAGGAAAUAAUGUCUCAAAUAAAUCAUGUUGUUGUUAUGGUUUCCUUCGACGACAAACUGUUGGAUACUUAUGGUAAAUCUCUGGUCUCUGUGCCUUAACUUCGGGGAAAUUGUUAGAUUUUAUGAGACGAUUCUUCUGUAGAAAAAUUUUUGCGAAGAAUUUAGUUGGGGAAUAUCUGGCUAGAUUGUUAGAUGUAUCACUUCUGAUUAAUAUUAGUUCGGUCUCCCGAGUGUGAAGUAGCGUUCUUAAGCUCCGUAUUUCGGGAUCACUAUUACUGCGGUUUCUAAAUUCUUAGUUUUUUAAUCACAUUCUAGAUCAAUUUAACUCUCUAGUAGUGAUUCAUUCGUGGACUCCCUCUACCACAACAAUAAAACAUCAAUAUCACUUAAAAU
Molecule: messenger RNA, 2433 nt
Organism: Zeugodacus cucurbitae (melon fly)
Lineage: Eukaryota; Metazoa; Arthropoda; Insecta; Diptera; Tephritidae
Exons: 3
Coding region: 143-1996 (617 amino acids)
Cellular component (GO): membrane
Molecular function (GO): ligand-gated monoatomic ion channel activity
Source: RefSeq, a predicted model, not a curated record